UCACUCAGCCGCCGCACAGCCCAGCAGCUCCUCCGCCUCUGCUCGUCCCGUCCUGGACAUCUGAAGUGCAGGACCCUCGCCGGACUGCGCCGAUCUACACCUCCUCCAUGGAGCUAUUCAUCUGGUUCUACUGGAUUGCCAGUUUUCAUCUGACAUGCCUCAUUGCAUCCCUCUGUCCAGAAAAAUGUCAGUGUCCUGCAGAAAACAAAGUGCUCUGCAUUGGCAGGAACAUAACACAGUUCCCUACAGGCAUGCCAGGCACCACUCAAGCACUGGUCAUAAUGGACACACAGAUGAAGCAAGUGGAGGACAGUGACUUUAACAGCGUUCACCACAGCCUGCUGUCCCUAGACUUGUCUAAAAAUUACCAGUUGCAGAUCCUUCCGGAUGCCCUCCACCGACUCACAGCCCUUCAGUGGCUCAUCUUGAACAACAACCAACUGAGACAAAUUCCACCCAACUCUUUCCACUCUCUUAAGAGUCUUAGGAGGCUUUCCCUUGCUACCAAUAAACUUGAGACCCUGGCUCCGCACCUCUUUCACAACCUCAGCCAUCUGGAUGAGCUUUACCUGCAGGAGAACAACCUCCGCUUCCUCCCACAGGAUGCAUUUCAGCCCUUGAAUGCCCUGAAAAGGCUCCAUAUGGGGAAGAACAACCUGAGCCACAUACCGGCUGAUGCCUUCCAGACACUGACCAACCUCCAGAUUCUGAAACUUCAAGAGAACCAGCUGGCAGACAUUGCUCAGGGUAGUUUUGCAGGCCUCACGAGCCUGCAGGAGCUCCACCUGCAGAAGAACCAGCUCAGACAGCUGCCAGAGGGAUUCCUACCCAGCCAGCCCAACUUGGUCAAGCUCUAUUUGUCUGGCAAUCAGCUAGCUGCCCUCCCUCGGGGCAUCUUCCUCAAUGUGCCACGUCUCACCCAGCUCAGUCUAUUUGAGAACAAGCUGGCAGAGCUCUCUGUAGGCACAUUUGGGCCGAUGCCCUACCUCCAGGACCUGUGGCUGUAUGACAACAAUCUGACCCGGCUGCCAGACCAGGUGUUCAGUAACCUCACCCACUUGCGGCUACUGGUGCUGAGUAGGAACAAGCUGAGCGAGGUGUCAGCCAAGGCCUUCGAGGGCCUGCUGGAGCUCACCGAGGUCUCCCUGCACACCAACCAGCUAAGCUCUCUCCAUGAAGAAGUGUUUGGCGGUCUGGUGAAGUUGCAGAACAUCUCUCUCCAGAACAACAAAUUACAGUUGCUGCCUGCCAAGCUCCUGAAUAACAUUUCCCAGCUGCACUCGGUGCUACUGCACAACAAUUCCCUGCGGAGCCUUCCGCCACAGUUACUCAGUGACUUAAGCCGGGCACAGCGGGUGAACCUCUGCAAUAAUCUGUGGAGCUGUGACAUGGCCAUCAUCCCACUCCGGGACUGGCUAGUUGCCAAUCCUUCUAAAGUGCUUAACCUUAGCCAGGUUGUGUGCCAGUCCCCCACCUAUCUUGCAGGAGUUCCAGUUGCAAAUAUAAUUACAGACCAGCUAAUUGGUAGCCCAGAAGAAAGAACUGGGCACACCUCAUCCACCUCAGCGACACCCAGCAGCAGUAAGCCCAUCUGGAAUGAAGAGAAAAAGCAGCCCGAGGGCAGUGGCCUGAGUAAAAAGUCUCUGAUCAUUCUGACCUUGGUGGUGUGCAGUUUAGUUAUUGCCACUGUCAUCGCUGUCAUUGCUUGCCGCUGGAGGAAGUGCUCCACUCUCCAGAUAUCUAAAGGGUCCCGCAGGAGUGCGGCCAUAUACACAAUGGCAAUGGCCCACACCAUCAUGAUUCUGGCUGUCAUGCCACUCUGUGUUCUGAGCAGAAGCUGCCCAGCAGGAUGCCAUUGUUUCUCACGGACCAAAAUAUUCUGCUCGGAAGAAACCAUCAACAAAAUUCCAGACAACAUAUCUUCCUCUGUAAAGGAGCUAAUUCUGGUGAACUCAAAGUUAACUAGUCUUCCAUCUGAAGCUUUUAGCAGCUACCAGAACCUUUCUACAAUCAUCCUCCUCAACAGUUACAUAUCCAAAGUACCGCAGGGAGCAUUCUGGGGACUGCCACAGCUAGUGGAACUGGAAAUCAGUGGCAGCCGGCUGCCAACCCUGGAAGUGGACAUUCUCAGGCCACUGGCCCACCUUCAGAAACUCAACCUGAACUUUAACCGGUUUACAGCUAUGCAGAGUGGCAUCUUUGAUGAGCUGGUCCACCUGAAGGAGCUGCAGUUAAAGGGCAAUGGCCUCUCCCAGUUGCCAGGUGAUAUCUUCCACAGGCUCUUGGACCUUCAGCGGCUUGAUCUCUCAAUGAAUAAGCUGAGAGUGCUACCACGGGAACUUCUGGCUGGACUUUCUAAUCUGACAACACUUAGCCUCAAUGAUAACAAUAUUGAGUACCUGACCCCAGGCUUAUUUGAGGAUUUGGCCCAGCUGAAGGAGCUUUCGCUGCACCGCAACAACAUCUCCAUGCUUCCCGACAACAUUUUUUUCUCAAUGAUGGAGCUGAAAGUGCUUGAUUUGCAUGGGAAUCAAAUCCAAAAUCUUCAGCCCAGUGUAUUUUCCUGCUUGUAUAGUCUCCAGCUUCUAAAGCUUACCUCCAAUGAGCUCAAAGAGCUGCCGUCUGACUUACUGAGGAAGACACCAAGACUAGCUAAGCUGUACCUGUCCAAAAACCACCUGAAAACUCUUCCCAGUGCAUUGUUUCAAAAUACAGUGGAGCUGAGUGUACUGGAGCUCUCUGAAAACUUCAUCCAGGUUUUACCAGCUGCUGUGUUUCAUGGUCUGAAGCAGCUCAGCCGCCUACUGCUGGACCACAACAACCUGACAUGCUUAGAUGGACACUUGUUGCGGGACCUUCUCAUGCUGGAACAGCUCCAUCUGUCUCAUAAUAAGCUGCACACUGUGCCUAAUGGGCUUUUUCAGGCAGUGACAAUAUUGCCGUUGCUGGCAUUGCAUGAUAAUCCCUGGUUGUGUGACUGCCGCUUGCAAUACGUGCAGGAGUGGGUACGAUAUAACACACAAAGUCUACAGCUUUCACACAAGAUCUACUGCCAGGGGCCAGCAAAUCUGCAGGGGCAAAGUCUGCUGUCACUGAACCCAGAGCAGCUUGUUUGCUAUAAGGACUUGCUGCCCCCUCACUGUCAAUCUGAAAUCUUAGAGUCAGCGGAAGUCAACCUACCAUUUGACAAGAAAGCACUGAGUCAAUGCAGAGUGAUAGAACAGAGUGGAGCAAGUGCUAUCAAAUGUACCUUCUCAAGAUGUGCACAAGUCAAAGUUCAGGUGCAGCUGCAAGGCGAAGAGGGAAAUGGUGACUCAGAAGACUUAGGGCUUUACACGUGGGACUGCUCCAAUUCUACCAUCACAGUCAAUGUAAUGGCCUCUGAUCAGCUCUACUUCCACUAUAAAUAUCAUGGCAGUGCUAGUGGAAUUCAUCCCUCAGUUGAAUCAACUAAAAAAAACUUUAGUGACAACUUUAUUUCAAGACUUUUUGAUGACCUGCAACAUCUUACACAUCUCAAUCUGGCUAAGAACCACAUUAGGAACACCUCCAGAGAGCUGUUCAACAAACUAGUAAAGCUUCAGAAAUUGAGGCUGUACGAGAACGAGCUGGAAGACCUUCCUUAUGGACUGUUUAAGGACAUGCCAGGGUUCACUGAAACACUAAGAUAUCUCUGUAAAUUCUUGAACCUCCUGCCCAUCACUCUCUACAUUUUGUGGUUUACUGAGCUUGGAUUUGGGAUUGAUGAUGAUGUUCCUGAGAAACCAAAUGAAAACCAGGGCAUCUACAAUUCUCUAAAUAUUACAGAAAUUCCAGAAACCCUCAAGCCACUCCUGACAGAAGUCUACUUUAUUCAGACAGGUAUUACAAACAUCAGAGCUGGUGCCUUCAGGAACAAUUUGAAUCUUACAUUAAUCAACUUUGUCAGCAAUCCAAUAAAUUCUGUGGAUGUGAGGGCAUUCGAAGGUCUUAGCAUUAUCACUGAGAUUGCCAUUUCAGGCUCUCACCUGACGUUCCUACCAGUGGGGGUAUUCAGUGACACGAAAAACCUCAAAACUCUCAGUUUAAAAAGCAAUCAGUUACAAAGGCUGGAAAAGGGACUCUUUGAUGGCCUCACUAACCUGACAAACCUUCAGCUCCACACAAACAACAUCACACAGUUACCUGAAGGACUGUUUAGUGACCUGGAGCAUCUUACACGUCUCGGUCUGGCUAAGAACCGCAUCAGGACCAUUUCCAGAGAGCUCUUCAACAAACUUGGAAAGCUGCAGAAGUUGAGGCUGUACGAGAAUGAGCUGGAAGACCUUCCUGAUGGACUGUUUAAGGACAUGCAAGAGCUCACUGAAAUAGUUCUCCACUCCAACAGGAUAAGGGCCCUGCCUGCCCAUGCAUUCUCGCACAACAGCAUGCUGGAAAAGAUAUACCUGGAGAAGAAUUCACUCACUGAAUUGCCACAUGGAAUUUUCUUUCAUCUUCCCAAUUUGAAGACCCUAAUGCUACACAGCAACCAGCUUGUUCAGCUUCCCAACGCUCUUUUUGGACAGAUGCCCAAAUUAACUGAACUUAGACUAAACCAAAAUAAUCUAAGUGCUCUUCCGCCGGGUAUCUUCAGCAACUUAACAUCUCUGACAAAGCUCUUUUUGUCCAAUAAUAAACUUACAGGACUACACACUGAAAGUUUUGCAGGUCUUCCUCAACUCACUGAACUUUAUUUGCAGGAAAACAACCUGAAAAGUCUAAGCAGUGAAAUCUUCAAAGGCAUUCCCAAGCUAAAGAUCCUCAAUCUGACAAACAAUCACCUGACUACUGUUCCAGCUGAUUUAUUUGACCCCCUUUCACAGGUCAACAGAGUUUUCAUCGAGGGUAAUCCAUGGAAUUGUGACUGUAACUUAAUUGGACUAUUCACUUGGAUAAAAAAUAGAAAGUUCUCCUCACCUGCAACCUGUGAAAGUCCGACGAUUCUCCAAGGAAAUCUGCUCACCUCCAUAACUGUGGACCGAUUUAUUUGUCCACUCACAACUCCAAUUUCUACAACCAGUUCAGUGAAGCCAACUACAGCAUCAACAAUUUAUUCCCCUGCUCAAAGUACUUUACAGAGUACAGAGUCAAUAACUCUGGCAAAAACAAGCACAACUACACAAUCAAUCACAACCUUCACAACUGUGCCCACUACUACACCAGUAUGGACAACAUCAACCAAACCAGAGACCACAGAGGUGACCUCUAUCUUGACAACCCAGCCAACUACUACACCAAUGUGGACAAUGUCAACCAAACCAGAGACUACAGAGGUGACCUCUAUCUUGACAACCCAGCCAACUACUACACCAAUGUGGACAACGUCAACCAGCCCUGAGACCACAGAGAUGACCUCUAUCUUGACAACCCAGCCAACUACUACACCAAUGUGGACAAUGUCAACCAAACCAGAGACUACAGAGGUGACCUCUAUCUUGACAACCCAGCCAACUACUACACCAAUGUGGACAACGUCAACCAAACCAGAGACUACAGAGGUGACCUCUAUAUUUACAACUGAGCCAACUACUACACCAAUGUGGACAACGUCAACCAGCCCAGAAACCACAGAGGUGACCUCUAUCUUAACAACCCAGCCAACUACUACACCAAUGUGGACUACGUCAACCAGCCCAGUGACCACAGAGUUGACCUCUAUCUUGACAACCCUGCCAUCCACUACACCAAUAUGGACAACAUCAACCAAGCCAGUGACCACAGAGUUGACCUCUAUUAUGAUAACCCAGCCAACUUCUACACCAAUGUGGACAACAUCAACCAGGACAGAGACCACAGAGUUGACCACCAUCUUGACAACAGAGCCAACUGCUACACUGGUACGGACAACAUCCACAAUAGGAGAGACAACAGAGAUGUCCACUAUAUUGACAACCUUACUUACUACUCCACUAGUCAUAAUGACAUCACCUACAGCAGAGACAACAGAGACUACAACAAUGAUGACGUCCCCACCAACCACUACACCAUUCUGGGUAACAUCAACUAGGCCAGACACAAAAGAGGUGACCACUGUCACGACAAACUUGUUAACUACCACUCCAGUUUGGACACCAACAUCAUCAAAAACAACAGAAAUUACAACUAUUGUGGGAGCUCUACUCAAUCCUUCUUCCUGGACCACAUCAACAAGACCAGAGACAACAGAGAUGACAACUCUCUUGACAACUAUUUUAACAACAUUUGCAACUACUAAACAAGUGUGGGCCAGCCACACCAAACUGGGUCCUACAAAGUUGCCAACCAGCACUGCAACCACACAAGUAGCAAGCACCAUUACAGGGGCAAAUGCAUAUGCCAGAACUAUCAAGGAUUUCACUGUCGGGCCCAGAGUUGUCUGUGAAGUCUCUCUGGUCUUUUAUAAUUUCAUGCUAUUCAUAGAAAUCUGCUGCAUGGCAGUUCUGUUGAGAUUUGUGGUUGUAGUUUAUCGUGCCUGCCAGUUUAGGAAUAAAAAGAUGGCCAGUAUCAGUCUGGUCCAUUUCUCACACCGGAAGGAACCAGUUCUGCACAUAGUAAAUAGCACAACUCAGAAUCCCUCCUUCACUCCAUAGCAGCGGCAACAGAAGUGACAUCUUUUUAAACCCUCACUUUAUGUUUGAUCAGUGUGGAAGAAGGCAUGUGAACAAUGGAACAGUGUAUAAGGUGUUGGCACCAAGGCCCCAGAGUAUCAGAGUUGAAUGAAGUUGUUGAAUACAGUUUUGAGUGUAGCAGACUGACAACUAUGAGGAGGAGCUGAAGUAAAAACAUGGUUGUUUGGAGACAAUAAAUUGAUACUCUUGUGAUAUUUUCUGAACUGUACAUUGGUAGUGUUAUCAAUAAAAUAU
Messenger RNA from Erpetoichthys calabaricus (reedfish), 6860 nucleotides. RefSeq lists its product as uncharacterized. Gene Ontology annotation, molecular function: protein binding. Bases 108 to 6587 code for a protein of 2159 amino acids. The transcript is spliced from 8 exons. Lineage: Eukaryota; Metazoa; Chordata; Cladistia; Polypteriformes; Polypteridae. Gene Ontology annotation, cellular component: plasma membrane. The record is from RefSeq and is a predicted model, not a curated record.